AGUACUGUCCAUGAUCUGACAGUCCACCAUGCAACUCCUGAGGACAUUCUGCGUCGCCAUGAAAUACACAAGUCAAAAAACAAAGCACUGGCGCAGCUGGAACUACAAGAGAAAGCACUGAAAAGAAAAUGGAAGAAGCAAAAAGCUGCUGAUUCCUUGGAGAAAAGGAAAUUGAUUCUGAUGCGUGAGAUUCUGUCUGAUCAGUACCAUUUGCAAGAUGUAUUGGAACGAACUGAUCAGGUUAUGGCUGUGGCGAAAGACUUGGUUGGGGACGCUCCUCGCACACGAACAGGUAAACAAUCUCAUUUGUAUGCUCUUAAUGAAGUGGAAGAGAAGGCAUCAUCAAUCUGUCAAUCAGAAGAUGGACAUCAUGCCUCUCUGCAUUUCAAAUCCAGCAUCAGUUCUGACAGGGUACUUCGGCUGUUGAGAGAAGAAAAUUCCUUGGAGAAUUCCCAGUUGUGGGCUGAAAAGGAUAUGAGAAAAACUACCAUAGCACAGGAAUCACAUGUGCCUUUGACUCCAACUGCUUCUCCAUCAUGGGAUCAGUCAGCCCUCAAUGGUAGCAGUGUAGUAAAGAGAAUCCAUUCAAGACUUCAGAAGGAAGAUGAAGAAGAGACUGGAGACUCCAUUUACAGUGUGAGACAAGUGCUGAACCCAAAGUCAAGGAAACAAAAGCAAAUUGCAUCAAAAGUGAAAAGGAAGGAGACUGCACAGAACUCUGCGAGACAGAGAAGGGAUGGUUCCCCAGGUAGUUCAAUCCCCAUCAACCUUCGGAGGGACAACAUGUCCAGCCUGGAUGUUCUCAACCACAUGAUACAUGAAGUGGAGCAUGAAUUGGAGGAAUAUGAGCGAUGUACAGGUCGUGUGGUUCAGAAAACUCAGAGAAGUGAAGGGCUCACUGGGUUUACCUUGUCACUGGUGAACGCACUCUGUCGCCUUAUGCGCUACGUCAAAGAGAGUGAAAUGCAGCUGCGUGAGAAGGAGGUGGUGAGGCAGCAGCAUGAAGAGAUGUUGAAUGAACACAGAGAACUGAUUGAUGCUCUGACUGCAGAAAUACUUCUAGUCAGGGAGGAAAACAAUACUAUGCAGAAGAAGCUUCAGCAAUACAUGACAGUAACAGAUGAACAGCUGAUGUCUCUCACGCAAGCAUUUAAAGGCCUCCCUUUGGUAGAAUCCAGAAGAGAAGAAAGUCCAAACCAUUUUGGAAUUGCAGGCAAAGGUCCAGCAAAUGGCCAAGAAAAACCUGACUUGAGCUAUUCUGAGCCCGGGACUGAUGGAGACAACAGGGAAAAUAUGCUGAAAUUCCCUCAGGAAGAACUUCCUUUCAUGUGUCCCCCAAGGCCAGGUACCUCAGGUGGUGUGGGAUCUGGUAGAGGCUUGCCAGGUCACGUCUUCCAGCCAGCUGUGCUGUUGUCACCCCCGCGGCAGAAGAGCAGUCAGGAAUUGUCUCCCCUCCAGAACGUCAUUCCUCAGUCUCCUGAAAACACCGAAAGAGAACCGUGCAAGGAAAGGAGCUCACCUUCCUCCCUCAGAACACAAAGCACAAUUGAGAACUGUCUCAUCUCUCGAAGGCAACCAGUUCCUCCUGCAGACAGAGACCUGGAGAGUUCCCAUGAGAAAAGCAGUCUGUCCUGCCCCCAUGACACGAGGAAAAGCAGCCCAGCUGAAGAGUUACUUCCAAACGGUGAUCUGCUGGGACAGAUAGCUGAGCUCACACGGCAGAACUCCCUCAUUAAAGCUCAACUCAGCAAAUUCAGAGGCUUCUCUGAAGACACAAGUUACUAUCUACAUCAGCUAGACCAAAUACAAAAUGCAAAUCCUAGUCCAGCCUCUUCACAAGGACAGACUCCUCUCAUGGCAUCGAAGAGCUUGGAGGAAAGAAUAGCAGAGCUGGAUCGUCAGAGUACAGAAGCACGUGAUAAACUGUUGCAGCUAAUAGAGCAGCAGAAGUUAGCUGCUGAUGAUACGGUCCCUCCAAUGACAUCUCCUGUUCUGCCCCCAUCCCUAAAUUAUCUUGAAAAUGCCAGGAGGACAAUUGAAGCGUCUGUUCCUGUGGCAGCUGCUAUGGACAGCUCCAAAGAAGACAGUGUUUCCCCUGCCAGUAUGACCAGUAUAAGAAGGUCUGUCGGAGACUCUAGCAAACCUUGUUCACCCCUAAGUGCCACAUCAGAAAGUGGGAAAUUAACUCCUGUCAGCCAAAGGCCAAAGGUGGAAAAGCACAAAGAGGAAGGCUGGUUUGCAUUGUCAGUGCAUGUCAUGUAA
Nestor notabilis (Kea) is the source of this 2262-nucleotide messenger RNA. RefSeq names its product spindle and centriole associated protein 1 (gene SPICE1). The transcript has 15 exons. Gene Ontology annotation, cellular component: centriole; spindle; centrosome. The annotation marks the transcript as partial. Gene Ontology annotation, biological process: metaphase chromosome alignment; mitotic spindle assembly; regulation of centriole replication. The record is from RefSeq and is a predicted model, not a curated record. Lineage: Eukaryota; Metazoa; Chordata; Aves; Psittaciformes; Psittacidae.